Molecule: messenger RNA, 1677 nt
Organism: Paraglomus occultum
Lineage: Eukaryota; Fungi; Glomeromycota; Glomeromycetes; Paraglomerales; Paraglomeraceae
Source: the annotation of a GenBank genome assembly
GCUGAUGCACGCGUGAGCACAGGGCGCCAAACUAUAUCAUCUCCGGCAACUGCAACAAUAGCUACAACCGCAAAUACUACCUCUGAUUCGUCCAUACCUGUUAAUUCCAAAUCGCGUUCUUCUACCAAUCACAAUGUGAUUCCACCAACAGGCGAAUUUAUUCCUUUAAAAUCGGGCGUGACUAAUAUCAGUUAUGGUAUAUUGCACUUGUAUCGAGGCAAAAAAGAAAUAAAGGACAAUAGUCAAUCAUCACCACAACAAAAUAUUCAAUCACAGUCUGUUGAAGAGAAUAAUAGCAUCCACGAUACGGCUGGCACCAUAUUGGCUGUUUUGGCAGUCCCAUCAUAUAUGAGUGCGUCUGACUUUUUGGGAUUUGUUGCGCCUGUGAGAAACUAUGUCAGUCAUUUUAGAAUGAUUAGAGACUCUGCACCAAACAAGUAUAUGGUAUUGAUGAAGUUUCGUCACCCGCGAGCGGCGAGGGAUUUUUAUGAUCAAUUCAACGGACGUCCAUUUAGUUCUAUGGAGCCUGAAAUCUGCCAUAUAGUCUACGUCCAAUCCAUAGAGUUUCACUCUAGUUCUUUGCCACCAUACGCUUUCCCUUUCCUUUAUGACCCUUUUGAAUCUGACCAAGACGGUUCUAAGACAAAAACGCCAGAUGAGAGCUCUGCUGCUUCUUCACUGUACGAAUUGCCAACAUGCCCCGUUUGUCUAGAAAGAAUGGACGCAGGUGUCACAGGAUUAUUGACUAUAUUGUGUCAGCAUACCUUUCAUUGUCAUUGUUUGAGCAAGUGGGGUGACAGCAGUUGUCCCGUCUGCCGGUAUUCUCAGAAGCGGGACAUUCUGGAAAAUUCCCUUGAACAGAAUGAGUGUGGUGUCUGCGGUGCGACGGAAAAUCUAUGGAUAUGUCUUCUAUGUGGAAAUAUCGGGUGUGGGAGAUACCAAGAAAAACAUGCAUAUAGCCAUUACGAACAGACAUCCCAUCUGUAUGCUUUAGAAUUGGAAACACAGCGAGUAUGGGACUAUGCUGGGGAUGGGUACGUGCAUCGCCUUAUUCAAAACAAGUCUGAUGGAAAGCUAGUUGAACUACCCAGCCCGAAUGCGCCCCCGCAAGUCCAGGCGCCACCCACCGAGCAAGCUGGACAGGAUAAAAUUGAUGCUAUAGGUCUCGAGUAUUCAUACCUCUUGACUACGCAACUGUCUUCUCAACGGACUUAUUAUGAAGAAAAAGUCAAUUCAAUCACCCUUCAGCUCUCAUCUCUGUCAGCACAAGUCCAAAGUAUAUCUGAUGAAAUGAAAGUCCUCAAGAGUGAGAGGGAUAAAGCAAUAAAUGACAAAAACGUGCUUGAAAAAGAGAGGAUACCGAGUCUUGAGAAAGAUAAACGGGCUCUUGAGAAAAAGUACGAGAAGGUGAAAGAAAAGGCGGAGAAAAUCGAAAAAGAAUACAAAGAGGAGAAAGAAAUGACGGCUUCAUUAUUAAGAAAACAACAAUAUUUUGAAGCUCAGAUGGAAGAAAAAGAUAAAAUGAUCAAAGACCUUGAAGAACAAGUUCGGGAUCUCAUGUGCCAUUUCUCUGCCCAUAAUUCUAUGCAAGAUAAUCCAGAAUUGGCGGGAGGAGAUAUUGUUGUCAGUGAGACGAAUUCCAGUUCACCAGGGAGGAGAAGAAAGGGCAGGAAAUAA